This is a messenger RNA of Pundamilia nyererei, 719 nucleotides long. RefSeq names its product von Willebrand factor A domain-containing protein 5A-like. NCBI's taxonomy places the organism in Eukaryota, Metazoa, Chordata, Actinopteri, Cichliformes, Cichlidae. The transcript has 8 exons. The record is from RefSeq and is a predicted model, not a curated record. The coding region runs from base 75 to 584 and encodes 169 amino acids.
UUCCAUCUGAAAGGACAGAAUACUAUCGAAGCCUCUGUGAUGGUAAUGGACACCUACGUGCUCGAUCGCAGGUCAUGCGCUCUGCUAGAGAACCUGAUAGCUAUGAACCAACAAACAAGUCUGACAGCAAAAAAGGGCUAUUUACUCACAUGAAGAAGAAGCUGCCUGUCUUUUGGAAAUCUCAUAAGACGCCUACCAACUAUGAUGAUGCUCGUCUAAACUUUGUGUCUGAAGCUGCUGUGCAAUUGCAGCCACCCAGAGAUCCUUUGCUACAGUUAGUCUUCCUUCAGGAGGCAUCUGGCUACUGGCGGCUUGAUCCAGCUCUGGCUACUGCACUGGGAAAGAUCAGCAAGGAGAUGGAAAAGUCAAAGCCUGAAAAGGGCAGCAAUGAAGUGUGGGCCACCAUUCUGGCUCUGAUCUGGCUUCAUGCUUUUAAGAUGGAUGCAAAGGAUGAGUGGGAGCUUCUGGCUAUGAAGGCUGCCUCAUGGCUCCGUGCUCAGAAUGCACCAUGUGUGUCAGAGUGUGUGGACGCUGGAAAUGUCCUGUUGGGUUCCAGCGUGAAGAAAGAAGCUCUGGGACUCUGAGAGUUUUCUCAAAGAGCUAGUUAUGCCAAAUGCCUUUUGAUUCAGUGUUGUGUCAUACUGUCUUCUUCAUUCACGUUUUUCACUGACUGUGUGUUUAUACAUCAUUCUGCAUUUAAUAAUCAGUUAUUAUUAAUC